AUGUCGGAUGACACCUCGACGUUGAGCGCAUAUGCUGUGGUCCUCCGCUGGGUCGAUGGGCCUGUAGCACAGGCAGAAUUUCCCAUGGAAGCCUUUACGAAAGCCAUCAGCCACGACGUUCAAGGCCAACAAGUCUUACUUCAGCACAUCAUCACCCUAAAGUGUGUCUGGCAUUCAAGCUGGCCAUCGAUUCGGGACCAACGAAGGCGACUCUAUUCCGAAGAACUGAAGCCCAGACUAGAAAGAGAUCUCCGUCGGGUCAAGAAGCUCAUCAGGUUUUCAAAAGCAGAAGUCGGUGUAUUCGCAAGGACCCUUUCUAUAAGAUCAAGCAUAGCAGCCACAACAAACAUCACAUCGGACUUACUCGGCCAAGCUCUCUCCAUGAUCCAGCUUUUGAUUACGGAAAUCGACAGUUUCCCGCAGGACGAUCUCGACAAGAAAGAUUUUCUGACCGACGAGAUCCUCCAUAGGGAUGAUACACCUCCCUGCAGACCGGUGAGAAUAUAUGCGAGAGAGCAUAUCGGAAGGCCGAAUGUCACCCUUCGCAUACCGGAGCUCGAAGCAAAGCAAAUCUUGAUGAAGAAGCCUUCCACUUCUCCCAUCCUCGUCUGCUCCUCUCCACGCUCCUCGAAGUGCAAGGAAUGCCAUCAACCGACUGGGCAGCAGUACAUGCAUGCUAGAAGCUUAGCCCAAGUGAUCGCUUACAACCAGAAGGGAUGGAUGUAUGCUUCCUUGAUCCUGGUCCAGGACUCGUCAGGCCGAUCAGCACUUGCCGCAAAACCCAAGCGAAAGAAGCGGUACAUUCCUGCCAGUAUGGUUGCGACGGUCAUUUGGUUGUGUGGUUGUAUGGUUGACAUUAGCUUCCGCCUACCAUGCACGAUGAAUCACAGCGAGGGCACCAACAGUGCUUCAACACCUCACUCUCAUGUCAGCACUCAGUCUCUAAACCGCAAGCGAGCCCAAAGCGAUGUUCUGCCGAAUCGGGGGGAUCCAUUGCUAGCCGCUCGCCACGCACGAGGCUGGCAAGUCCGUGGCAUCCGCGAGGUCGAUCAGUACGGAUCCGAGAUUCGCGAGCGGCGAGAAGCUGGACGAAGGUAUCAGCAUAUCGAAGCGAUGUCGCAGUGUCGCAGCAAGAUGUGGUACUGGUUUCGAUCUCAAUCGGUGCAGCAUUCGCGAUCGGCCCGAGCUGUCAGUCCACGCGAGCGUUGCCAGUCACCAUCACGCAAGUUUAGACGUGCAGAGCCGUCGACGACUGCGAAAGAGAAAGACUGCUCGAUGCCACCGACUUCCCGUUUCUUUCGCUGGCGAAUAAUUGCGUGCCCGCUGUGGACUGCAUACGCUCUUUUCGACUCCUGCUUCCUGCUUUUGAUUGCCGUCCUAGUGACUGCUAUCUGGUUGGCAAAUGGGUACAACUGGUACGGUCUAGGAUACAUGUUGGUUGUAUUCUUAUUUUACGGCUGUGCAGCUACAGCAUACUCCUACGUGAUCUCGCUCUUCGCACCAUCACAGCUCGCUGCUAUUGCGAUGACUUGCAUCGUACAAGUCGUCAUCGCUAUGCUGUUCUUCGUCGGCUGCUUCCUUACGGUCGACAUGGCCGAUCUGGAAGUGCUGUACACCCAGCUUGACACAAUCUAUUGGACCGUAGCAUUAAUUUGCCCAGCGGUCAGUCUCCUCAGAGCACUCUUGGUCACCCUCAAUGUCUAUGGUAUUUCCUGCGAUGGUGCCUACUUGGCAUCAAAUCCCGUUUACAUUGGUCUGUUCGGAGGACCAAUCCUGUACCUGUCAGGCCGAAGUCUGGAGGCAUUUGGUAUCCGCGUCGGCUCUAAGAAGCAACGAGAUUCUUCGGAUGCUGAGAAGGAGGCUAGCACUUCUUCUGAUGCCACCGAAGACGCGCAUCGUUUGUCUUCAAAAAACAAUCGUGGUCUUCGCGUUGGUCACAUCUCAAAGACCUUUGGCACCAACAAGGCCGUGGACGAUGUUAGCUUCGGCAUUCUGCCCUCUAAAAUGGCAGCGAAGCAACAUCUCGGCGUCUGUCCACAAUUCGACGCCGUAGACUCCAUGACGCUUUCCGAACACCUCCACUUCUACGCCCGUGCCCGCGGACUGAACAAGAAGGAGCGCGGCACGAAACGAAAGUUAUCCCUGGGAAUCGCUCUGAUCUCCAACCCAUCUGUUCUGCUCCUCGACGAGCCCUCUAGCGGCAUGGACGCCGCCUCGAAACGCGCAUUAUGGAAGACUCUGGAAGCCGUCUCCGCCGGACGAUCAUUGCUCCUCACUACCCACAGCAUGGAAGAAGCCGAUUCAUUAUGUGAUCGUGCAGGUAUCAUGGCAAGUCGAAUGCUUGCGCUCGGCACCAUUUCGAGCCUCCACGAGAGAGUCGGUGACAAAGUCUACGUUCAUCUCGUUCACGAAGAUUCUCCGCGUUCUUCGCCUCAGCAAAUGGCUGAGCUUUGGCUGUGGGUUGAAGAUACUUUUGCUAUCGCUGAGACGGGGAAGGCGGUCGGUGGACAAGUCCGAUUCGCAGUGCCUGUUAGCCAGGAAGGUAAUGGAGGAGGUCUUCUCGACGGCAGUAGUUUGGGUCGAAUGUUCCGAGCUGUUGAGGCUGAGAAGGAGAGGAUGGGAAUUAGGGAUUACACCAUCGGUCAUGCCACUCUAGAUCAGGUGUUCUUGAAUGUGGUUGGACGACAUGGUGUCGACGAGGAGAACUCACAGGUUAUACAAAACAAGAGCAUCGUUCAGGAGUUAUUGAGGCGAUAG
Pseudocercospora fijiensis CIRAD86 is the source of this 2757-nucleotide messenger RNA. RefSeq names its product ABC transporter, ABC-A family. The record is from RefSeq and is a predicted model, not a curated record. Gene Ontology annotation, cellular component: membrane; intracellular membrane-bounded organelle. Gene Ontology annotation, biological process: lipid transport; transmembrane transport. NCBI's taxonomy places the organism in Eukaryota, Fungi, Ascomycota, Dothideomycetes, Mycosphaerellales, Mycosphaerellaceae. Gene Ontology annotation, molecular function: ATP hydrolysis activity; ATP binding; ABC-type transporter activity. The transcript is spliced from 10 exons. Bases 1 to 2757 code for a protein of 918 amino acids.